UGUAUUUUUUUCAGGUAUAUUGUCCUUUUUUAAUAAACAUCAUUGAGCCAAUGGCUACAAAAACAAAAUUUACUGAAGGUGAGAAGGUCUUGUGCUUCCAUGGUCCUCUCAUUUACGAAGCCAAGUGUCUUAAGGUGCAGGCCAAGGAGAAGGAAAAGCCUGUCAAGUAUCUGGUGCAUUAUGCUGGCUGGAACAAAAAUUGGGAUGAAUGGGUGUUGGAAAGCAGAGUAUUGAAGCUCAAUGAUUCCAAUCUACAACGACAAAAAGAUCUACAAGAUGCUCAUGCGGCAUCUCUGAAGCAGAAGAAAGCUGCCAAGAAGUUUCUGGAGAAGAAGCGUGAGGGAGGCAGCGGUGGCAGUAAAGGUGGUGCAGGCAGUGGUGGUGAAGACAGCCGCAGCUCCACACCCUCCACAGAUAGUUCCAGUAAGCGGACCAGCAGCGCUGCUACGGCUGACGCUGCACAGUCAUCGGACACAGAAAACAAGGAUGACGCCUCAGACGCCAAAAAGAAGAAACUCAAGCUGGACUCCACUGUUGAAUCUGAGGAGCAAUUUUUAGGUCAUGUUGAAGUGCGGAUCAAAUUGCCUGAUGAGCUGAAGCCUUGUUUGGUUGACGACUGGGAUUUGGUGAACAGGCAACGCAAACUCACGACUCUACCUGCCAGAGUGACCGUGUCCUCUAUACUGGCUGACUACACUAAGGCCAAGAUCAACACCAAGGCCAAUACGCCCAACAAAGAGAGCGCUAUCCUGGAGGUUGUGGCCGGUCUGAAGGAGUAUUUCAACGUGAUGCUGGGCAAACAGUUGCUAUACAAGUUCGAGCGGCCACAGUACGCUGACUGGCUGCGGGAACAUCCCGAUACCCCCCUGAUGAGUGAAGUCUAUGGGUACAUCCACCUCGUGAGGCUCUUUGUCAAGAUGGGGGAGAUGCUCGCCUACACGCAGCUAGACGAGAAGAGCAUCGCCAUGCUUAACUUCCAUCUACAUGAUUUCCUCAGGUUCCUGGUGAAGAACAUGUCAAACUACUACAGCGUUCAGGACUAUGGUAUUGCACCUGCUGAGUACCAGCGGAAGGCCUUGUGAGGGGGCGGGCUGAGGGCGACGUUAACCGCGUAACUCAUUGUGAGGGGCUUAGGACGACGCAAGGUCUUAGGACUCCUCAGGGACCAGCGCAAAUCUAAGUCAUCGGUCCAUGCUCUCUUGAGCGAAUAUAAGAAAUGAUCUGAUUUAAUCGCGAAUGAUAUCUCUUCAAUGUUGCAGAAAUCGGAGGUUAGGCGGAAACUUGUCUCGAGGUUUGUAUUAGCAUGCUUGACUUUGAACUAGACGUGCUUAUCUGUCCAUCUUUUACCAUGAAUUGUUCUGAUCCUUUGGUCGUUUGCUUUCCUGUAGUCAUUUUUUUCUUCUAUUUGAUCUGUCAGUAUUAAGAUCGUACUUUUUCAUGUAAUAAUUAGGCUCAUGUUGUAGAGCUCUAGAGUUUCUUGCCCUUAAUUUUGUUAAAUAGUUGACUCUCUCAACGAAAAGCCGCCUGGAUUGAUACUUCGUCUUGUUGUAAAAACAUAAUUGUUACUCAAUUUUGUCGUUUAUUCGUGUUUGUCAAUGACGACUAUUUUGUUUCGUGGUACUGGAUUUGAACGAUCUCAUCAGCGUUAAAUAAGUGAAUUGUUCAUUUCUUGCACGUUCGGUUUCUUAUUCGUAAUGAAUAGUGUACUAUAUGCGCCGGUUGAUGUGCGUUGUUUUUACAUUACGGAUGAAUUGAUCCGUGCCGCAUUAGACUUUUCUUAUACUCUGACUUUAUCUACCUUCCCUCUUUUCGGUGCUGAUGCCUGCUGGAUAUUGGUGGAAAAUAUGUACUGGAAUUGACGCUACGCAGAAAACCUGACUUCCAACCAAGCAUUUGAAGAUUCAUUUUAUUGUUUUGGCUGCAAUAUGAAGUACGAUCGCACAUUUGUUCUGCUAUGGAGUUAUGAGUAUGCAACUUGUGCCAGUGGUUAAUAAUUAUCAUACGGACUCGGAUACGUGCACGCUCCUUUUUUGGAUAUUCGGCUCUUGGAUAUUUUUGUGCGAAUCGGAGACGUUCCAUUUUUAGCAUCAAUAGUUUUACUCGCAAAAUAAUUUUUUUAAAUUACUUGGGCGAUGGUCAAGUAUUAUUUUACGUUGUCAGCUUCUCAUUACUUCUUCAAAUUAUCAAUUCUAACCACAUGAGAAUUGAGUUUCUCACUGGUCUGAAAGGAUUUUGAUUUAGAACUUUUCAUCUUGAAUGAUGAAAAAUUUCAUGUUUUCAUGAACUUUUAAAACUUGAGUUUGUCCUUACAAUUGUGAUGUGUUGUUGUGUAACCUAAAUGUUAAAUUAUCAAAAUGAGGCAUGAUCUUCGUUGAGGAAAUGCGUUUAGAACACUGUUGUUUCGAAUGUAUUUGUUCUCAAAUUUUUUUGAAUUAGUUCUGACAAUUCUAGUAUUUAAGUAUAAAGCUAAUGAAUCAAUCGUUCAAUACUUUAAUUCCAGUAGUGUUCAUAUAAAAUUUGUGCUUAAUUCUGCGAUGAUUUACGUCAUGCCUCCUAUGAGAAGGCAUUUGAAUCUACAGCUGACUACCUGCCUUCCAUUAUGUUAUCCUGUUGCAUUGAUGAUCGAAAUGAAAUUUGACGUUACUCAUUUACUUAGACACCAUAAAAGUUUUCGUCCGCUGCAAUAAUUCAAUUAUUGAACGGAAGCCACUCAAUCUGUUUGACAUUUACUGAUUUGUCGUCGUUUAGCUCCAUCUCAAGACGAUUUUCCGUCGUCAGAAAAUUUUUUUUUGUUUAUUACUUACACUGUGACCUGAUGUAUUAUAUUUAUGAUAAACUGAAAUUCUUGCCUGAUUCAGUGUGUCUGCUAACAAUUUCAUUCUGUACUUCCAUUAUUUGUUAGUAUGGCAUAUGAAUUUAUGCCAGUUGGCUCGGUAAUAAUUUGAUUUAAUUAGUAUUCAGGAAAUUUUCAGUCUUCAAUUUCUAAUAAAUUAAAAUUAAUAUUCUCAAAGAAGUUAAACUCGUAUGCGUUAAAAGUUCUGCAUAUAAUGCGUUUUUUCAAUACGAGCAACACUAUGUUGUCGGUGAAAAAUCGUAUCCAGAUGAAUGUUUCCGGGUAAAAUAAUGUGGCCUAGUCCAUUCAAAUUUUUUUUUUUAAUGUUAGCGGUUUCGAUCUCUUAUACGGCCACAAGAUGUUCCCAGAUCACGUGUUCAAGUUACGUUAUCUUUCAGGCCCUUAGAAUUCUAAUGGUCUACCUACAAAUAACCACUAAUUUAAGAAACUUUUCAUACCAAGAUUAGAUCGAUUUGGGCAAAGUUUACGCAUCAUUUUUUAGAUCCAUUCAGAUUAAAUUGAACCAUUAAAAUUUUUCCGUUAUUUAUAUAAGAUACUGCUAACUGCAGUUUUCAUCCCAUUAGAUGGUGCAUUGUGAAAGUCCUCGUCUGUUCAUAGUUGAUAUGCGCGAUUGUCUUUACAUUUUGAAAUAUAGCGCAGCAUGCGUAGUUGACGUCGUAAGUUCCGUGUUAAGGCAUAACAUAAGGAGCGAGUCUCAUUCUCAGAUUGCCUAUUUUCUAACGUGGAUAGAAUAAGUGUUGUCUCCAUGAAGUUAAGAUUUCGGUUUCUCGUGGGCGAUAAAUAGAUUUGGUGCACUAUUAUAUUCAACCGGAGACCUGUAUAAUCUUGCAUACGUGUAUUGUGAUGCAUUAAAGGAUGGCAAUUC
This is a messenger RNA of Hyalella azteca, 3719 nucleotides long. It is a transcript of the gene MRG15, whose product is annotated as mortality factor 4-like protein 1. Gene Ontology annotation, biological process: chromatin organization; regulation of DNA-templated transcription. Bases 51 to 1082 code for a protein of 343 amino acids. Gene Ontology annotation, cellular component: nucleus; NuA4 histone acetyltransferase complex. The transcript is spliced from 8 exons. The record is from RefSeq and is a predicted model, not a curated record. NCBI's taxonomy places the organism in Eukaryota, Metazoa, Arthropoda, Malacostraca, Amphipoda, Hyalellidae.